GAUCCUCACCAGGAGAGGAAAGCCUUAUGAAAGCUCCCUGACGUCAGCCUGGGAUUCCUGUUAUGCUGGGAAAGCAAGAGCAAGUUUCCAGUGAGUGCACUUUCAGCCUCUGCCGGGUGCAGGAUCUCUCUCUCCAAACCUCACACACCAUCCAUGGAGCUGAAGUGAAGUGAAGAGACCUUUUGGUGAAGGAGAGGGUUUAAAGGGACCACCUUGCUGAUUGUGUUUAACGCUCUGAGAUCUGUCUGCAUCAGUCACUGCCAGAGGAGACAUGUCACAGAUGGGAACGUGAACAGCCACAGUAAGAGCCAUCGAUGCACUGGUGGGAGACCUUAGACCCUACAGAAGAAGGACCAGAGGACCCAUCUGCAUCGUGAGUCCCAAAUCUCUCUUAACCUGUUCCCCAUCUCUGUAAACUGCAACAUUUCAACAAUAAAACGCAGGGUUCUUUUAGCUCUGCUGAGCUGUAGUUCUAACGCAGAUCUGCACAGGCAUCAGUGGAUUGAGAUAUGUCUCAUAACAUCUUCUCCUGUGGACAUCAUUGAUCUAAAUGCAACCCUCUGUAUGCUUUAUUUUAAUUAACCCUGAUAGAAAAAUAAAAUAGAAAGUUUUGGAAUCUUUAGAAGCGACUCUUUAAGUCCAAGAUGAUCGGGAGCUCAAGCUUUAAGGAUCUGAAUGGAUCUGAAUCCAGUGAUGACUCCGAGGUAGAAAUUAUAGUGAAUGUUGGGGGGGUAAGGCAAGUUCUCGAUGGAGAUAUACUGAAUAGAUACCCCGAAACCAGACUGGCCGAGUUGGUCAAUUGCUUAGCUGGAGGCUAUGAUGCCAUCUUCUCCUUGUGUGAUGACUAUGACCCAGGGAAGAGGGAAUUCUACUUUGAUAGGGACCCUGAUGCUUUUAAAUGUAUCAUAGAAGUAUAUUACUAUGGAGAGGUCCAUAUGAAAAAGGGAAUAUGCCCCAUAUGUUUUAAGAAUGAAAUGGAGUUUUGGAGAGUGGACCUGGGGUUUUUGGAUGAGUGCUGCAAAAGCCACCUGAGCGAGAAGAAAGAAGAACUAGAGGAGAUAGCAAGGAGAGUUCAGCUGAUAUUGGAUGAUCUGGGAUGUGACACCUCAGAGAGCAGGUGGAAAAGAUUUCAGAAAUAUGUCUGGAAGUUCAUGGAGAAGCCUGAAUCCUCUUAUCCAGCCCGAGUUACAGCUGUCCUAUCCUUCUUUUUCAUCCUGAUCUCCUCAGUGGUGAUGUGUGUGGGGACCAUACCUGAGCUACAGGUGGAAGACGCAGAGGGGAACCAUGUGGAACACCCAACAUUGGACAACAUUGAGACUGCCUGCAUAGGUUGGUUCACCUUGGAAUAUCUGCUCAGGCUUAUGUCAUCCCCCAAUAAAUUACAUUUUGCCCUCUCCUUUAUGAACAUCAUUGAUGUGCUGGCUAUACUCCCCUUCUAUGUGAGCCUCAUUUUAACUCACUUGGGUGCAAGAAUGAUGGAGCUAACUAACGUCCAGCAAGCUGUCCAGGCUCUCAGGAUCAUGAGAAUUGCAAGGAUUUUCAAGCUAGCCCGACACUCUUCUGGACUCCAAACAUUAACCUAUGCCCUCAAGAGCAGUUUUAAGGAGCUUGGACUACUCCUGAUGUACCUUGCUGUGGGUAUAUUUGUCUUCUCAGCCUUGGGAUACACCAUGGAGCAGAGUCACCCAGACACUUUGUUUAAAAGCAUCCCUCAGUCUUUCUGGUGGGCAAUUAUCACUAUGACCACAGUUGGAUAUGGGGAUAUUUACCCCAAAACCACAUUGGGAAAACUCAAUGCUGCCACCAGCUUCCUUUGUGGAGUGAUAGCUAUUGCCCUACCAAUUCACCCCAUCAUCAACAACUUUGUCAAGUACUACAACAAGCAGAGAGUUUUGGAAACUGCCACCAAACAUGAACUUGAUUUGAUGGAGCUUCACUCGGGAGGAGGUAUACUUGGGUGUUCCAGAGUUGACUCUGGAAGUUCUGAUCAGGAUGGGAGAGGACUCUCUGGCUAUAAGCAUCUCAGAUUGUCACACAGUGAUACAUUCAUCCCAGGUUUAUCAAAGGAGAAACAGCACAGGACAAGGCUUCAAAGCUGCAAAUAAUAACUGCUGUGGGUCCAAGAUAUUCUGAACAGCGGAUGGACCUCUGAUUGUAAUAGUGAGGCUUCUACCUUCUAAUCUGAUAUACUGUAACAGCCACUAAAACAAAUACAGAACUGGAACUAUGUAAUUGGCAAACCUUUGUCUGUGUGCCAAUGAUAUGGUAUGUAAGAUAUCUAUAUGUCCAUAUUAAAUGUGGAAGGUUGUAACAUGUUCUUUUUCGAAGUCACACAGAAGCAGUAAUGGUUUUUCCUUUAUAAGAAAAAAUACUAACACUGAUCUUUUCCAUUACAGGGAUUUUAUCUUAAUAAAUCAAUACUGUAAUUUUAGGCA
Spea bombifrons (plains spadefoot toad) is the source of this 2435-nucleotide messenger RNA. RefSeq names its product potassium voltage-gated channel modifier subfamily F member 1 (gene KCNF1). Gene Ontology annotation, cellular component: voltage-gated potassium channel complex; membrane. Gene Ontology annotation, molecular function: voltage-gated potassium channel activity. The transcript has a single exon. Gene Ontology annotation, biological process: potassium ion transmembrane transport; protein homooligomerization. NCBI's taxonomy places the organism in Eukaryota, Metazoa, Chordata, Amphibia, Anura, Pelobatidae. The record is from RefSeq and is a predicted model, not a curated record. Bases 645 to 2105 code for a protein of 486 amino acids.